AUCAGCUGCAGGAAAGAAAUACUGGGAGCUUGCGGGAAGCCUGCAGACACCAACAGCCUGGAAUAGCAGCAGACUUGUGAUUGCAUGUACGCACAAAUGGCUCGGGCUCCACAAACAGGUGGAACGCGACGCUUUAGUGGUGCCCAGUGGCACUUGCAGAAAAUUGUGAAUGACUCAGUGGACAGCUCCGACGAUGAAUUUUUUGAUGCCAGAGAGGAGAUUGUAGAAGGGAAAAGUGCCAUCCUUAUUGGGAUGAGUCAGUGGAACUCCAAUGACUUAGUUGAACAGAUUGAAACAAUUGGGAAGUUGGAGGAAAGCCCAGGAGAGUUCUACCGAGUACAUGGGAGGAAGCACAGAUGCCCCAGACAGAGCAGUUUUGAGAUCCAUGAAGACAGUGAGGAUGUGGUCUCCCAAGAUAGCUGUAAAACACAUGUCCUUGCUCUGGUCCUUCAUGGAGGCAGUAUACUAGACACAGGAGGAGGGGAUAGCAACAGCAAGAUGGCCGAUGUCAACACCUUCAGCUCAGUAUUCGAGAAGGUGACCAGAGCUCAUUUUCCAGCAGCUCUUGGACACAUCUUAGUUAAAUUGGUCCCUUGUCCUGCAAUAUGUUCUGAAGCCUUCUCACUGGUUUACAAUCUUAACCCUUACAGCUACGAUGAGAACUGCCUGAACAUAAGUGAAGAUCACAUCCCUCUAGCUGCCUUGCCACUGCUGGCCAUCUCUUCCCCUCAGUACCAGGAUGCGGUUGCUAUGGUGAUCAGCAGAGCAAACCAAGUUUACAAUGAAUUCCUCAAGUCUCCAGAUGGAGCUGGAUUUAAUGGACAGGUCUGUCUGAUCGGAGACUGUGUUGGUGGUAUACUGGGUUUUGAUGCUCUGUGUUACAGUGCCAAGACACCUGGAGAGAGUCAAAACAGCAGCCGGAGAGGCAGCGUCAGCAGCAUACAGGAUAAUCCUAUCUUAUCAACUGAAAGCACCACCAACCUGCGAGGUACUAAACGGCUCAGCAAAAGCAAUAUUGACAUCUCAGGAGUUUUGGACAAUGGAGAGCCCAGGCCUCCUUUACUAAGGAAACAGAGCGAUUCUUCUACUUAUGACUGUGAUACCAUAACACAACACCAUGCCUUCCUGUCCAGCAUCCAUUCGAGUGUCCUGAAGGAUGAAAUUGACUUUCCCAGAACAGGAAGCUCGAAUCUUUGUGAAGAAAACAUGGGUCGUUUCGACUUUGAGGUGUCAGACUUUUUCCUGUUUGGUUCUCCACUGGGCUUGGUAUUGGCUAUGAGAAGAACGGUUUUGCCUGGACUGGAUGUGUGCCGGGCCCGACCUUCUUGUUGUCAGGUUUACAGUUUUUUCCAUUCCGCUGAUCCAUCUGCCUCAAGACUGGAACCUUUGCUGGAGAAGACCUUCCACAUGCUUCCACCAUUCAGUGUGCCCAGAUACCAGAAAGAUCCCCUGGGAGAUGGAAAGUCUUACCUUUUAGUGGACGCCAUACAAGCUUGUAGUGCAGUAUUUGUAGAAAGUACUACCGGCAACAACUCUUCUACUGAGGCUCCGGCAUGCUCCAGCCUAUCCACCUCUACUCAAGUUAAAGCCAGACGGUCUAGCCUUUUGAGCAUGAGCAGUGAAAUGUCAAGUUCUUCAGAAAGCCUGCCAUCUGCAAAAAUUGCUAACAUUACAGCUAAUUGGUGGGGAACAAAGCGCAUUGAUUACGCCUUAUACUGCCCUGAUGUACUCACUGCCUUUCCGACUGUGGCACUGCCACAUCUUUUCCAUGCCAGUUACUGGGAAUCAACAGAUGUGGUGGCCUUUAUUCUAAGACAGCUUAUGCGGUAUGAGAGUGUGCAGAUACAGCAAAAGGAAGGAAUCGACACUAUGAACAUGAGCCCCUCAAGUCGCCAGGAGAAAUGGCUGCGAAAGAGGAAUCACGUCAAACUGCGCAAUGUUACAGCCAAUCACCGAGUCAAUGAUGUCAUUGCCGUGGAAGGAGGAUCUCAAGUCUUAGUUGGCCGAUUUAUGUAUGGUCCUUUAGACAUGGUAGCUCUGACAGGUGAAAAGGUAGACAUUCUGAUUAUGAUGGAGCCCUCCAGUGGAAGAUGGGUAUACUUUGACACAGAGUUAUCCAAUAGCAGUGGCCGGGUGUCUUACACUGUACCUGAGGAUAAAAGAUUGAGAGUUGGGGUCUAUGCCAUCAAGAUGGUUGUAAGAGGAGAUCAGAGCAGCGCACAGAGUUACCUCACUGUGCUUCCUCGAGGGAUGGAGUGUGUGGUUUUCAGCAUAGAUGGUUCUUUUGCAGCAAGUGUCUCCAUUAUGGGCAGUGAUCCUAAAGUCAGGGCUGGAGCGGUAGAUGUUGUCAGGCACUGGCAAGAUCUUGGUUAUCUAAUCAUUUACAUCACUGGCCGCCCAGACAUGCAGAAGCAAAGAGUGGUCUCCUGGUUGUCCCAGCACAAUUUUCCCCAGGGAAUGAUCUUUUUUUCUGAUGGUCUUGUUCAUGACCCCUUGCGGCAGAAGACUAUAUUCCUCCGGAACCUCAUGCAAGAGUGCCACAUUAAAAUCAGUGCUGCCUACGGCUCAAUGAAAGAUAUUUCUGUAUACAAUGUCCUUGGCUUAUCACCAUCUCAGAUCUAUAUAGUAGGACGUCCAGCUAAGAAGUAUCAGAAUCAGUGUCAGUUUAUUAGCGAAGGAUAUGCCGCUCAUUUGGCUACACUGGAAUUUAGUCACCAUUCCCGUCCCAAAAAGAACAACUCCAGGAUGAUCCUGAGAAAGGGUAGCUUUGGUUUGCACACACAACCUGAAUUUCUAAGAAAAAGGAACCAUCUACGAAGGACUAUGUCGGUUCAGCAGCCCGAACCACCUUCUACAAAUCCAAAACCAGAGAGGGCACAGAGCCAACCAGAGUCUGACAAAGAUCACGACCGACAUUUAAAUCCACUCUCCUGGGUGAGGAAUGCAAGUCACAAAUUUGAGCCCUCACCAUAACAAAGACUUACUGGUGUUCUUGGGUAAUACUGCACAUUGCGAGUAGGCCCAGAAGCUGUGCAGCGUGAAAGAGCAAUAUGGUAGAUCUGUGGUGGCUUCCAAAACGAUCCUUCCCUUAACCCAACCAUUUGGGUGUAGGCCAAGAUUUUUGGGGAAUUUUAAUGCAAUUUCUGGGAUAAAGAUGCAUUUGAGAUGUGGCACACAGUUUCUUUUCCCCCUGAUCACCAAAUAAUGUUAGGGAAGGAGCAAAUAUAACAAAAACCACAUUUCAGAUCACAAAUUUUAUGUUAGCUGUUAGCAAAUAUAAGUUUAGGAAUAUAAAAUAUAAUUUGUGUAAACCUCGUCUAGUCUCCUGAAGCACAUAACAACGUGCCUGUCAAUUUUUUUGAGUCAAUCCUCAUGCUCCCGCUGUGCUCAAUUGUUUACAACCCGAACUUCCAGGAUGUGGGCAUAGAUGAGCUGCAGCCACAACACUUCCCAUAGUGCUGUGUGCUUUAAGAUCAGCCAGAAAUGUAAACGCCUUCUACAUCCUUCCCUAGGCCAAAAACUCUGCCCACAACACCCUCCAUUCUCCCCUUUCUGCUUCCUCCUAAUUCUUCCCACACAUCUUCGAUAUGACAAGCAGUGUACUCUGCCUAUCCUGUUCGUGCAUUGAGAGCAUCGACCAGCCCAUUCCCAGAUCACAUGAAUCGUGAUGACCAAUGGGCUGGGGAUUCUUAUGGAUGAAAUCAUAGAAGGCCUGGUCAUGAUGUCACCAUAGAGUGUGCAGUCACAUGACCACUCUCCCAAUCUCUGGAGUGAAACAGAAAAAGUAGUCUAAGUGCAUUAAUAGGUUGCAGGGUCUGGCAGGGGAAGCACAGGGAAAGAGAAAAAAAUAUAUAUACCUGAACAACCCCUUUUUGCAGCUGACAGAGUUUAAGAGAUUAUUGAAAGAAAAAAAAAAGAAAAAAAAAGUUCCAGUGUUGUCUACUUCUACGGUGGCAUUUUCUGCCUUUGUGAAUAGGGAAGAAGUCACUUUCCAGUUGGUUAGUCUCUGCCUAUAAAGUACAGUUGUCUAUGAUUGUUACUAGGAUUUUGUGUAAGUUGCUAUUUUUAUCUGUGGACCAAACUAAUUUGUUUCUAAAUGUUAUUCAAGAACUCUGAGUAUCUUUAGAUAUGGAUGUCCGAAUAUUUGUGUAUGUUACCACAAAGAAGUUAAUGUGUUGAGUGCUCUGCUCCCAAAGGCAUACCAUCAUAUACAGAAGAUUGCAUUAAUGCACCUAUUUCAUUGCUGUAUAUAAAUAUCUCCAAGCUCAAAAAUACUGUAUAUGAAUUAAUCUCUAGUAGGGGAUAACUAUUAGAUUGUGGGGGUCCUACUUCUGGGAAUGAGACUGAUCCCAAGAAUGGGGACAUACCCCGCGGAUCCCCUGACAUGAACGGAGCUGCCAGUCGGGCAUGUAAUCUGCUACCUCUGGAACUCCCAUAGAAAUGACGGGGUACGAGGUCCCUGUACUCAUCGGUGGAGCUCCCAGCAGUAGGACCCCACUCAUGUGGAUAGGUGUCAACUUUACAUAACCGUAAUACUCCUUUAAAGGGGUUGUCUAAGAUUUGUUUUUCACUUCCUCCCUGGGCUUUGGACCUGUAAAGAAAUCCAUAUUUACCUGCUCCCUGCCGCUCCUUUCCAGUUCCUGGGCUGUUGUCACUGAACUUUUAGAUCCUGUCUGUCAACUUUCUGCAUGGAUGAGGUCAUGUGCACCUCUGCAGCCAAUGACUGGCCUAAGCGGUGACGUAUCCCCCAAGUGGCACGUCCCUGCUGGGUCAAAUAUCACUUGGAGACAUGUCACUGUUGAGGCCAGCUAUUGGCUUCAGAGGUGCACAUGAUCUUGUCCUUGCAGGAAGUUGACAGCUGAGGUUUGGAAGUGUAGAGAAGACAACUUGGGAGCCGAAACAGAGUAGGGAAGACAUAAGUAUGGAGUUCUGCUUAGGUCCUGUUGACUAGGAAAAGGAAAUAAAAAAUAAAAAAUCUGGACAAGCCCUUUAAGCAUUCUCAUUGAUAAACGCCUAAAGGGUCCAUCAGUGUUUGGUUAGAGUGAGUUUAGUCCUGUUUAGGGUCUUCAAGCAGUCUUACAAUAUGAUGCAGUAAAUCCAGCCAAUCUUA
This is a messenger RNA of Bufo gargarizans (Asiatic toad), 5110 nucleotides long. Its product is annotated as membrane-associated phosphatidylinositol transfer protein 3-like. NCBI's taxonomy places the organism in Eukaryota, Metazoa, Chordata, Amphibia, Anura, Bufonidae. The transcript is spliced from 19 exons. Gene Ontology annotation, cellular component: cytoplasm. Bases 85 to 2973 code for a protein of 962 amino acids. The record is from RefSeq and is a predicted model, not a curated record. Gene Ontology annotation, molecular function: phosphatidylcholine intramembrane carrier activity; metal ion binding; phosphatidylinositol transfer activity. Gene Ontology annotation, biological process: phospholipid transport.